Molecule: messenger RNA, 5596 nt
Organism: Sarcophilus harrisii (Tasmanian devil)
Lineage: Eukaryota; Metazoa; Chordata; Mammalia; Dasyuromorphia; Dasyuridae
Gene: HYCC1
Product: family with sequence similarity 126 member A
Exons: 11
Coding region: 348-1901 (517 amino acids)
Biological process (GO): protein localization to plasma membrane; phosphatidylinositol phosphate biosynthetic process
Cellular component (GO): plasma membrane
Source: RefSeq, a predicted model, not a curated record
UUUUAUUUCUUUUGAUAGUGUUAUAUAAAGGUGCUAUUAGCUAAUAAUUAAAUAUAUUAAAACUAUAUUAUUCAGUGAGGAUGAUAACCACCACAAUAAUAAAAGGCGACAUAAAGAUGCAUUGUUAAGAAUUUUAGAACUGCUUUCCACUAACAGCCCUGUCAGGAUAGGAUGAUGAAAUUAGAAUGAAGAGCUCCAUUGAGGAAUAUAGCCUGCUAAUGGAAGGGCCAGAAUGAAAGCCUGGCUCUUCACUGCAAGCCCAAUGCCCCUGCUCGUGCCCCUAUUAUCUGUCUACUCAGUGGGGCUCACUAAAUGUUGGGUGAAAGGCUUUGAACAGAUGUGAAAAAAUGUUGACGACAGAAAAAGGAGUUGUGGAGGAAUGGUUGUCAGAAUUCAAGACACUACCAGAAACAUCUAUAUCAGAGUAUGCCAGAAAUUUGAAAGAUAAGAGUACUUUGGUUUCAUCUUUAUAUAAAGUUAUCCAGGAGCCACAAAGUGAGUUACUCGAACCCGUGUGUCACCAGCUCUUUGAGUUCUACAGAAGUGGGGAGAAGAAGCUCCUCCUCUUCACUCUGCAGUUUCUCCCGGAGCUGAUGUGGUGCUACCUGACCAUGUCCACUGCCUGGAAGCGGCAGAGCACGGGCUGUGUCGAAGCUCUCCUUUUAGGCGUUUACAACUUGGAAAUAGUUGACAAACAGGGACAUAAUAAAGUGUUGAGUUUUACAAUCCCAUCUUUAUCUAAGCCAUCAAUAUAUCAUGAACCUUCCAGCAUUGGUUCCAUGGCUCUGACAGAGAGUGCUUUAAGCCAGCAUGGUUUAUCAAAAGUUGUUUACAGUGGACCUCAUCCUCAAAGAGAGAUGUUAACAGCUCAGAAUAAGUUUGAAGUGUUGACAUUCCUUUUAUUGUGUUACAAUGCUGCCUUAACCUAUAUGCCCAGUGUUUCUCUUCAAUCGCUGUGUCAAAUUUGUUCAAGAAUUUGCAUUUGUGGAUACCCUCGACAACAUGUAAGAAAAUACAAAGGUAUAAACAGCAGGAUUCCAGUUUCUUCAGAAUUCAUGGUGCAACUGUUAACAGGAGUUUAUUUUGCCUUUUAUAAUGGAGAAUGGGAUAUGGCUCAGACGGCCCUGGAAGAUGUCCUGUACAGAGCCCAGUUGGAGUUGUAUCCUGAACCACUGCUGGUUGCUAAUGCAAUAAAGACUUCGUUGCCUGCAGUUGCCAUGAAAUCUAGUAAGGAGGGUAAAAGAAGCAUUCAGGUUGAAAUUACCCAGACUUCAUCGAGAAUAUCCAGAAAUGCCGUAACCAGCAUGUCAAUAAGAGGGCAUAGAUGGAAAAGACAUGGUAAUACAGAUUUAACAGGCCAAGAGGAGCUAAUGGAAAUAUCUGAAGUAGAUGAAGGAUUUUAUUCCAGGGCUGCAUCUAGCACCAGCCAGGCUGCCUUAUCAAAUAUCACCACCACCAGCAAGACCAGUUUAGGAAAGAAUCCACGGAGGUCGGGAGGAAGCAGAACUGGAGGAAAGGAAAAGGAGGAAUCGGGCAGAGAGCACUCAGCUCGGAAACAAAACCCAAGAGCCCUGAGUGAGAACCUCGAGCUGCUGUCUCUGAAGAGGCUCACUCUGACCACCAGCCAAUCUCUGCCCAAGCCUGGCAGCCACAGCCUGGCCAGGACCGCCGCCACCGUCUUCAGCAAGUCCUUUGAACAAGUCAGUGGGGGCACUGCCCCCCACCCGGGUGCCAUGGGCAGUGGAGGGUCGGGGACAGAUGCCAAUAGGUUUUCUGCUUGCAGUCUGCAGGAGGAAAAGCUGAUUUACAUCUCGGAAAGAGCCGAGCCUCAAGCUCCACUCAAACACCCGCCCAGUCAGCCGAGACCUCCCAGCAUCAGCAUCACCCUGUCAAGUGACUAGCGUCUGGGACACGUGCCCGCCAGGCAGCGAAUUGGGUGGUUUCCUUCCCUUCUGUGUCCUUCAUCCUGUUUCUGACAAGAAGUCACAGCUGUCGAAAAUUCUGGAAGUCAGCUAGAAUGGCCAGCGGUGUCUCCUCUGCCUUGCGUUACAGCCUAGUUUAUUUAGCUUUUCCCGGACGGCUCCCCUUUCUCCCUGGCCCCCCGGCUUGAGGAAGGAAGUUGGGGAGCAGUUCUGGCGGGUUGUCUGAUGACUUUGGCCACAGCCUGACUGAGGCUGACUGUUCAUUAGUUGGAUUGUGACCUUCAUUGAGGAGGGAAGGCUUCUCCCCAUGCUUUUUACUGGUGAUGAAAAGGGGAAGCAGUAGUGAAACACCAGGAAUCCUACCUCCCUCUUAGUGCGUCUGUUGGGCAGAAGCGUCAGGCCUAGGAGCAAGCGUGGGGCUCGGGGGCCUCUGGCCUACAGGAAAGUCUCUCCCUCAGUUGGGACCAGAGUUUGAUCAGAAGCCUAGGGACUGGCUGUAUUGUUGGAGGUUGGGCCCCAGAAGGUGAAGGAAGGAUGUAGCCAUAGUGGGCACCAGCUGGAGCCCUAGAGCACCUGCCUGAGGGCCCAUUGCUUUGUUGUGUUUGCUGCUGCGGUCGAGCAGGUCAACCUUCUUUUCAUGGUUUCCUUCGUGUUGUAGUAGGCCCUGGAGCUGAAGAGGAGGACGUUUGUCCAGCUCUUCUACUUUGGAAAUUCCUGUUAGUUUGAUCCUCUAGUUAGGAAAAUGCCCUUCUGGAGAUGGCUGGAAAAUCACUGUAAAUCUCUGAAUAUCAUUCCAGCAAAAAACAAAAACAAAACAAAAAAAAACAUAAAAAAAGAAAGAAAAAAAAGAUUUUUAAAUGGCAAGAUAACUGUCCAUUUUUACUCUUGUACAGUGUGAAGUUUCUAUGCAAAUAAAGGAAUUUAGAUGUUAAAAGUUUUACAAUUGCACAGUUUCAUGAAAAGAAUAAAGAACAAAAAAAAAGUAUAAAAGAACAAGAGGUAUUUACAUGGUGACUAACUGAGCUUUAUCAUUUUCCUGCUUUGGGCCCAUAAAUUUAAAAUCACCACAUAGGGACAAGUGGUGGCUUUGUGUUUGUUCCUGCUUCAUUUUAUGGAUUGUUUAUAGUUUAAAUAGUCCUUAUAUUUAUUUGGGGAAAAUAUGACCAAAAGGAUGGGCUUCCCCCUCUAGCUUUUUACCUGCUCCUCUCUGGAGCCUCUUCUACUAAAAGUAAAAUGUCAUUUACAAAGAAAAAUAAUGAUGAUUUCAGAUAUUUCCUGUAUCAGUCUUUCUUUAGGCCUGGGUCAAAAGCAUGAGAAGAACAUGUUGUGGAAGGGGGGAGUGUCCAUUAAAGUAUUGAUUUAAUAAAGCCUAGGUCAGAAGUAAAUUUAUAAAAACCAAAGCACAAACCGGUGACUUUCAGCCCUGAAUACCAUUGAAUUGGGAAUAUUAUGGAGAUUUCUUUUCUUUAGGUUCAGGUGUUAAACUUGGGGUGAGCUCUUAGGCCUGUAGAGCAGCUAAUGAACAGAAGAGGUCCAGGGGGGGAAAGCUCCUGGGGCCAAGGAGGCAUUUGUAUCCCUCGGCAAGGAGAGCUGGGGGCUAUUACAAGUGCUUGACCAAGCACUGGGGAUUCCCUCCCUAUUCCUCCUCUGUAAGGAAAACAAAGAGUUGCAGGGCUUUUUCCAUAAUUGUCAUGGUUGUUUCCUUAAUGAUUUCAUAGCUUUAGUCUUAAUCUCAAGCAGUUUAUUACUUUGCUGGAGUCUCAUAAGGGAAAUUCAUGCAGAUUAAGGACGUUUUGGUGGUUGGUGCCCCAGGCUGCAGACUCUCAGAAAGCACUGAUAUUGAGGAGGUGCAAAUUGUAGGCCUGACAUCAUUCUCACACUGUUAUGAAGCCUUAUUUUGGUAUUGGGAAUAAUAAUGCAGAGCAGUCAGUAGGCUAAUGAUUAGAGCUCUUUCACUUUAGAAUUCUCAGUAUUUUCAUCCCAUUAUUCUCAUGCUCUAUCAUGGAAAAAUUACUUGAGAGUAAAACAUAGGAAAAUUUUAGAGUAGUUUCAUAUACGUUACAUUUGUUUGACAUUACCUUAGCAUAUAAUGAUAACAACUACAGCAGUAAAAUAACAGAUAAUAGUCCCCUAGAUCUCAUUCUUGGCAAGUUGACAUAAAACAUGACAGCUGGGCUAUGGUUAUCUUGACAUGGGGAUAUAGUUACAGGACUCUAUCUCCAGGCUACAGUAAUGGUCUCUGACAACUAGCGGAGAUACUGGUCAAGAUUCUGAUCUUGCACUCAUCACCCAGAAGGACUUAAGGACAUUUCUGGUUCCAGUCUAUAGGGGCUCCAGGAAUAUCCCUCCCACCCUGCUACUCUCCUUCCACUUCAGCUUAGAGGAUGCAUGAGAGUAUGAGAAUAAAGCAGUUCUCUCUUGAGUGGGAGAUUCAAGAGAGCAUCAUGCAGGUUCUCGGAGGUGGUAGGAAGAACAGGAUCUAUAUGCCAUCCCAGAGAAACCAGGAGCUCUCAGGCAGAAGGAAAUGAGAGUUUAAGCCAAGGCUUAAGGAAGAGGGCUGAUUCCUAGGGACCCUUCACCUUGAAAGCCUGGCUGAAGGUCCUUUUGGAGAAGGAAUAUUUUCUUUAUCCUUUUUUCAUUUGAAACUUUCAUCAGAUAGUACUCAUUCUUAAACAUUAUUUGAAAUGUUUUAAGUAAAAGGAAAUAUAUAUUUGAACCUAAGCAGUUGGAAUCCAUCCGAGUUUUAAGGGAUUACAGAUUCUUUGGAAAAUCAAAAUGAGAGCAGUAGCACUGUGGUCAGUUUUAUUAGUAAUCUGGAGCAGAAGGCGUGUUGCAGUUAUAAAGACUUGGGAAAGUGAUGGAGUCUUGACACUCAAAUUUAGGAAGCUGACCCCAAGUUCCACUUUGUGGAAGGGCAAGACUUUGAGAGAUACAUUACCAUUGAGAGUCCGCAAAAAUCUGUAACUUUUAAAUUGCUCAACCUUUUUUUGUGGCUUAAAAAUCUCACCAUUUAUGUAGAUAGGUGUUUUAUUCUGUGGUCUUUUGAUUCUGAAGAGAAAAUAAUCUGUUGCCCUUUAGAUACUCUUACUAAAGAUCGUAGUUUAUAAAGAUUGUAUGAUGGAACCUCCCCAGUUGUGGGAAAAAGGAAGAUGACUUUUGAUUGGGAUGGAUUUUUUUCCAGGUUUCCUUAGUAAAAUUACUCUCAGUACUGUCCAUUAUUCAUAUCAGUGUUAUAAGUACAUUGGAAUUCCCCAUUAGAGAUAUAAAAUAUAUUUUGUCUUUUUGUACUAUGUAACUCUCUUGUAUUUUAUUACGACUCCAUAUCUACAGAGACUACGAUACGUCACUGGACAAAGUGGAAAAUGUAUUGUUACUUUUUUAAAUAGUAGAGGACCAGUUAGUGUAAGAGUAUAUAUACAUUGAUGUGAAGUUUGGUUUUUUUUUUUAAUAAGUCAGAUCUAAGAUCUUAUUUCUUUAAAUUGCUUUCUCAUAUCAUUUUUGUUGUGCACCACUUCCCUUGUUACCUCUUCUGAUCAUGUAGUGAUACUAACCUUUUCUUAGUAAAGAUUUUGUUUUCAAUUGUAUAUCAAGAAUCAAUCACAAGUUUAAAUACUUUUUAUGUGCUACUUACCUUUUUAUGGCAAUGAAAAUAAACUGGAGUUUAGUUUUUUGAA